This is a messenger RNA of Schistocerca serialis cubense, 770 nucleotides long. It is a transcript of the gene Mthfs, whose product is annotated as 5-formyltetrahydrofolate cyclo-ligase. The transcript has 4 exons. The record is from RefSeq and is a predicted model, not a curated record. Gene Ontology annotation, biological process: folic acid-containing compound biosynthetic process; tetrahydrofolate interconversion. Gene Ontology annotation, molecular function: 5-formyltetrahydrofolate cyclo-ligase activity. Gene Ontology annotation, cellular component: mitochondrion. NCBI's taxonomy places the organism in Eukaryota, Metazoa, Arthropoda, Insecta, Orthoptera, Acrididae. Bases 52 to 654 code for a protein of 200 amino acids.
GAACCGCUGGCGGGACAGUUGGGCAAGGAGCGGCAGUUCGCCAGGGCCACCAUGAGCUCCGCAACCAUCCAGCAGCGCAAGGCGGCGCUCCGGAAGCAGGUGGCCGCCGCCGUCGACGCACUCACCGACGCCGAGAUCCAACGCCAGUCCCGCAUCAUCACCGACAAGGUCCUGAAGCAUCCAGCAUAUCAAAAAGCAAACUCUGUUUCAAUAUACCUAAGUUUUGAUAAGGAAGUGCAAACAGGAACUUUAGUUGAAGACAUACUCAAGAAUGGAAAGACAUGUUACAUACCCAGAUUUCAGAAAGGUAUUCCUGAAAUGGAGAUGAUUAUACUUCGCUCACUACAAGACUACAACAGUCUACCAGUAAAUAAAUGGAACAUAAAACAGCCCUCACCUGAUGACCAAAGAGAGAGUGUUUUUGAUAAUGGUACUUUGGACUUAGUUCUGGCUCCUGGGCAGGCGUUCACCAAAGAUGGAGUCAGAUUAGGAAGAGGAAAAGGCUAUUAUGAUAAGUUUUUAGCCAAGUGUUUCAAGAAACUGGAGAAACGCCCUACAAUAUUAGGACUAGCAUUUAAAGAACAAAUUGUACCUGAAAUUCCACAGACUGAGACUGAUGUUGUUCUCGAUGAAGUUCUCUUUGAAGACAAAUGAUAUUUUCUGUCUCAACAGUACUUUUCUGCUCUUAGAAGGAAGAUGUAGAAUAAUGUGAUUCAACUAAUGUUUCCAUACUGCAAUAAACACAUAUUUUAUUAUUUUUCCAAAGAAAA